Messenger RNA from Lates calcarifer (barramundi perch), 1498 nucleotides. It is a transcript of the gene kdm8, whose product is annotated as lysine (K)-specific demethylase 8. Gene Ontology annotation, cellular component: nucleus. The record is from RefSeq and is a predicted model, not a curated record. The transcript is spliced from 8 exons. Gene Ontology annotation, molecular function: histone H3K36 demethylase activity. Bases 240 to 1460 code for a protein of 406 amino acids. Lineage: Eukaryota; Metazoa; Chordata; Actinopteri; Centropomidae.
CCUCUCGGUGUAUUUUUGUUGUCACACCGGCAGCAGAGUAGUGGCUGAAGUAGUGGUAGCAGUUGUUGUGGUUACAGUCUUAUAUUUUAAAGAUAAUAUUGAAAUAAUAAUAGUUUAAAUAUUACAACAACCGGCAAACAUAACAUUUAACGUAUUUAAUUCAGCUUUAAACUCGUAGUGUUUAAAAUGUGUCGGUUUCGUGGAGUCGCUGUCUCGCAUCAAUAAAGACCCUCUCAUCAAUGGCUACGCUGUGGUCUAAAAUCUCUGCUCUUCUGCCCCUUAAUGAGGAACAGUUUCUACUGCAGUUCAGUGACAAAGUCGAGUCAAGUGUGGUGGAUGUCCUGAAACGCUGCAGGCAGCAGCUGUACCAUGACACUACAAGCACCAGCCGUAUGCUUAACGCUCAGAUCAUUUUGGAUUUUUCAUGGGAGAAGCUCAACACAGGAACGUGGCGCCAUGUGGACAAAGAGUGGAGACGUGUUUACUCUUACGGCUGCCUGUUCAAAGUGGCAGCUCUGUGUCGGGAUGGUCCAUCAGAGGAUGAGAUCCUCCAGGCCGUCAGGACUUGUGACAUGGGUUUACUCAUGGGUGCAGCCAUCAUGGAUAAUAUACUUCAGGUAAUCAUUGGGAUUCUGCAGAACGAAGUCAGAAAAUCCUCUAAAGGAGAUGACGAAACUGAACAUGCUGAGGUUAAGAGAAUAAAGAUCGAAAGCCCACAUGCUCCUGUGAUCAAAGAGGAGUUGGCAGUUCCCAGGAUAAAGUGUCCGUCACUGGAGAGCUUCAACGCCAACUACUUGCUGCCCCUCAAACCUGUGAUUUUAGAAGGGGUCAUUGAUCACUGGCCUGCCCUCAAUGAACACCCCUGGAGCAUAGAAUACUUGAGGUCUGUGGCUGGUUGUCGGACCGUUCCCAUUGAAGUGGGGUCCAGGUACACAGACGAGGAAUGGUCGCAAACGCUGCUUACGGUCAAUGAAUUCAUCGAUCGAUAUAUUUUAAAUAAAGAUGAAGUGAAAGGUUUGGGUUAUCUGGCUCAGCACCAACUCUUUGAUCAGAUACCAGAGCUGAAGGAAGACAUCCGCCUCCCUGAUUAUUGUUGCCUUGGUGAGGAAGAUGAAGAUAAUAUUACUGUAAACGCAUGGUUUGGGCCCAGAGGCACAGUGUCUCCUCUUCACCAGGACCCUCAACAGAACUUCUUGGCCCAGGUUGUGGGAAGCAAAUACAUUCGCCUAUAUUCCCCGGAGGACACAGACAAACUGUACCCUCAUCAAUCACAGCUGCUUCACAAUACCAGUCAGGUGGAGGUGGAGAAUCCAGACGCAGAGCGGUUUCCGGAGUUUGCUAAGGCUCCGUAUCUUGAAUGUGUGUUACAGCCCGGAGACGUGCUGUUCAUCCCCGUCCAACACUGGCAUUAUGUCCGAUCCUUGGAGCUCAGUUUUUCUGUCAGCUUCUGGUGGUCAUGAUCGAAGAUCCACAAUAAAAAGCAGUAAUUUUUCUAGCA